GUGGCAGUGAAAGUAAUUGACAAGAAAAGAGCCAAAAAGGACACGUAUGUCACCAAGAAUCUGCGACGGGAAGGGCAGAUCCAGCAAAUGAUCCGCCACCCGAAUAUUGCUCAGCUGCUGGAUAUACUGGAAACUGAAAACAGCUACUACCUUGUCAUGGAGCUGUGCCCUGGUGGCAACUUGAUGCACAAGAUCUAUGAGAAAAAAAGACUUGAGGAACACGAAGCGCGCAAAUAUAUCCGGCAGCUUAUCCUGGCAGUUGAACAUCUUCACCGGGCAGGAGUAGUUCACAGAGACUUGAAGAUAGAAAAUCUGUUGCUAGAUGAAGACAACAAUAUCAAGCUUAUUGACUUUGGAUUGAGCAACUGUGCAGGCAUCUUGGGUUAUUCUGAUCCAUUCAGCACCCAGUGUGGGAGCCCAGCAUAUGCAGCCCCUGAACUUCUGGCAAGGAAAAAAUACGGGCCCAAAAUAGACGUUUGGUCCAUUGGGGUGAACAUGUAUGCAAUGUUGACUGGAACAUUACCUUUUACUGUGGAGCCAUUCAGCUUGAGAGCUUUAUACCAGAAAAUGGUGGACAAAGAUAUGAACCCUUUUCCCACCCAGCUCUCUACAGCGGCCGUAAACUUUCUACGAUCUCUACUAGAGCCAGAUCCUGCAAAGAGACCAAACAUCCAACAGGCACUGGCAAAUCGAUGGCUUAAUGAGAAUUACCCUGGAAGAGCACCACCUAAUGUCACAUAUCCCAACAGGAUUCACCUUGAGGACCUCAGCCAAAGUGUGCUGCUCCAUAUGACCGAGAAGCUCGGCUACAAGAACAGCGAUGUCAUCAACACUGUGCUCUCAAACAGGGCAAGUCACACCCUUGCCAUCUACUUUCUACUUAAUAAGAAGCUGGAGCGCUACUUGGCAAGCCUUAGA
Messenger RNA from Leptosomus discolor (cuckoo roller), 918 nucleotides. NCBI's taxonomy places the organism in Eukaryota, Metazoa, Chordata, Aves, Leptosomiformes, Leptosomidae. The record is from RefSeq and is a predicted model, not a curated record.